Molecule: messenger RNA, 3300 nt
Organism: Synchytrium microbalum
Lineage: Eukaryota; Fungi; Chytridiomycota; Chytridiomycetes; Synchytriales; Synchytriaceae
Exons: 19
Coding region: 1-3300 (1099 amino acids)
Biological process (GO): endosomal vesicle fusion; cellular response to starvation; protein targeting to vacuole
Cellular component (GO): late endosome; HOPS complex
Molecular function (GO): protein binding
Source: RefSeq, a predicted model, not a curated record
AUGGAGGAGGAAGGUCGAAACAGUGACGUUAGCCUAGUCUCCAGUGCGAAUAUAGGCGGCAGCGAAUCUCAAAUAGGCUUGCAAAGAGAGGCGGAAGACACAGCUGCAGCAAAUGUCGAAAGUGGCAAUAUUGACAUUGCCGAAGCACCACCAUCAUCCGCAGGCCAACGAAGAAGUGAAUCGGCUAGAGGCAUCAGCGACGGCCAGUCUAGUAACGGAGAUCAAGACAGUGACGAAUCCGAUGACGACGAACCAAAACUGAAAUAUCAAAGACUAACUACUGGACUGGCCGACCUUCUCAAAAAGGACUCUGUGAGCUGCAUGACUGCUUCUGAGAGAUUUCUGGCUCUUGGAACUCACUGGGGCAUUAUUCAUAUUCUGGACUUGGACGGCAACGAUGUCAAGCGUUUCCAAUGUCAUUCUGCUACUGUAAACCAAUUAAGUAUUGAUACCCAUGGAGAAUUCAUUGCUAGUGCUUCUGAUGAUGGACGCGUCCUGAUUAACAGUCUGUAUUCGGCUGAUGUUCAGCAAUUCAACUACAAACGUCCCGUCAAGGCAGUAUCCUUAGAGCCUGAAUAUAGUAAAAAGUCGACACGGCACUUUGUAUCUGGUGGCAUGGCAGAACUAUUGAAUUUGAGUGGAAAAGGCUGGUUUGGGAACAAGGACGUUGUUUUACAUUCUGGUGAAGGUCCUGUUUAUGCAAUUCAGUGGAGAGCAUCUCAGAUUGCGUGGGCCAACGACGCAGGUGUCAAGAUCUACGAUACUGUUCUUCAGCAACGAUUCGCCUAUAUCGACAGACCUGCUGAUAGCCCAAGACCAGAUCUCUAUCGCUGUAAUAUAUGUUGGAAGUCUGAUACUGAAUUGUUGAUUGGAUGGGCAGAUAGUGUGAAAGUUGGUGUGAUCAAAGAGAGAUCCAAAUUUGACGUUGCUUCUGGACUUCCGCCAAAAUACGUAGAAAUCGUUGCCCAAUUCCGCACCGAUUUUAUCGUAUCUGGAAUAGCACCAUUCAACAACAUGCUCGUUGUCUUGGCGUUCAUGACUGAUUUGGACGAUUCACGCACUGUUGAUGUAAUCCAAGACGGACCUGCCAAGCGAAAGAAAUCCAGAGCUCCAGAAAUAUACAUUUUGGACGCUCAAGGAGAAGAGGUCGCAAACGAUGUCUUGUCUUUGAAUCAAUUUGAGCACUUUCAACCCAAUGAUUAUCGUCUUGAAUUUUCUCCAUCGGAAUCAAGUUUCUUCAUUGUUUCUCCAAAGGACGUGGUGGUUGCCAAACCUCGUGAUUUAGAAGACCAUAUCGAAUGGCUUCUCGAAAGAAGUCGAUACGAAGAAGCUCUUCGAGCUGCUGAAAAGGCUGGCGAGUCGUACGGCGGUCGAUUGCAAGUCGCAAACAUAUUGGAUAUUGGUCAAAAGUACAUGAAUACUUUAAUGGGUGAAGGGAAAUAUGCUGAGGCUGCGGCAAUGUGCCCAAAGAUUUUGCGUCAGAACGUGGAUUUGUGGGAUCAGUGGAUUAUGGCUUUUGUAGAAGCGAAGCAGACACACGCAAUCCGUCCACAAAUACCGAUCAAGAAUCCCAAACUCUCCAGCAACAUUUAUGAGGUGGUAUUGGCUCAUGAUCUUGGUGCCAAGGCUUACAAGGAAUUCUUAGAUACCGUCAAAUCAUGGCCGCAUGAAGUCUACGAUGCCGAUAGCGUGAUCAAGGCUGUGGAAGAAGCGUUACUAAAGGAGCCAUCAAAUACAUUCUUGAGUGAAGCUGCUCUUGAAUUAUACACUCGAAACAAGCAAUUCGACAAGGCACUGUUACAAGGUCUCAAACUUCGACAACCAGGAAUUCUUGACCUGGUAUGGAUGAACAACCUGUAUGGGUUUGUGUCAUCACGAGCAGUUCUCAUGUUGGAGUAUGAUCAAGUCAUGCUGGAAAAGGGCCAAGUAGUAUCAACCGCUAUUGCUGAAGCAAUGGACAAGAGUCAAAUCGAAGAAAAUGAUGAGGAUGUUGGUCCAGCUAUUGCCAGCAUUCGAGCUGCAGGUCGAGCACCAGGAGUGCAAAUACUGGUUCAAAAUACGGAUCGAAUACCUAUACCUCAAGUCAUUGCUCAGAUUAAACAAAAUCCGAAAUUCCUCCACAUCUAUCUGGAUGCCCUGUAUCGAAAAGAUCCUCUUGUGGGUGCAGAAUAUCAUCCAUUGCAAGUCGAAUUGUAUGCCGAGUAUGAUUAUGCCAGGCUAUUGGACUUUCUCAAGAGCAGUACAUUUUAUCCUCUACGAAAGGCUUAUGAGAUUUGUGAAACACGUGAAUUCAUACCCGAGUUGGUGUUUCUAUUGGGCAAAAUGGGUAACAAUCGAAAAGCGCUCUUCCUCAUUAUUGAGAGGUUGGGUGACGUCCGACGAGCCAUUGAGUUCGCAAAAGAGCAAAACGACGAAGAGCUGUGGAAUGAUUUGAUGAAAUAUUCCAUGGAUAAGCCAGACUUUAUUGUUGGCCUACUGGAGAAUCUUGGAUCUGUAAUUGAUCCCAUCAGAUUGAUUCGUCGGAUUCCUGCUGACUUGGAAAUUCCUGGAUUGCGUACAGCCUUGAUCAAGGUCAUGCAUGAUUAUGGGGUCCAGAUGAGUUUACGGGAGGGAUGUGAACGGAUUUUGCUGGCUGAUACGGUAGAGCUGCUUACAAGUCUGCAACGAGCUCAGAAGCGUGGGAUGUCAUUUGUUCCUGAAGUGCAGUGUGCCAUGUGUGGUGGUCAGAUAUUCCAGGACAGCAAUCCAACUAUAGCAAUGGUUGCCUUCUUUUGCCGACAUGUAUAUCAUUAUAGUUGUCUGGCAGAAGGACGAGCACCAAGCAGUUUCAAUGUGGCAACGAACGCCUUUUCUAACGAGAGAGUUGCUCGUGCCAUGUCUACGUUGUAUGCCCGUCCAGGCUAUAGCAUGAAGGAGCCAUUAUCUUCCAAUCAUCCACCAUCACGAAGUACUAGUGAACGAAGCCUACCUGAACCUGCAAUGCCACUAGUCGGUCUAUCGUGUCCACUAUGCAAUCACACAAAAACACCACUGAUACCUCGAAUGAAACUGGAUGAGCCAUCUCCAAAGAGGGGAGAGGUUGAAAUAGGUGGGUUGGUUGGCUCUGUAUCUAGUAGCUCGGGAAGUUUAGGACUCAGAGGUAGUAACUCUGGCUCAAAAGCUCUAUCUGCUAUAGUAACUCAAAAACCGGCUGUGUCAGCUGUUGUAUCGCCACCAGUAAUUGUGAAAAAUGUAUCAAAGUCAGGGAGUGUUGCACCAGCACUACCCCCUCGUGCUCCAACGCCUUCCUUGAAAAAGUAA